Drosophila kikkawai is the source of this 2098-nucleotide messenger RNA. RefSeq names its product probable inactive protein kinase DDB_G0270444. NCBI's taxonomy places the organism in Eukaryota, Metazoa, Arthropoda, Insecta, Diptera, Drosophilidae. The record is from RefSeq and is a predicted model, not a curated record.
CAAUCUGACCUUCCAAGGGAGCUAAAGCAGAAGCACCAACGACAUUUUCAGUGCGUGAGUGAAUGGAAUUCCAGCAGCCGGAAAAGAAGACAGCCCCCUAAUUAAGAUGUCGGAAAAUUUGCGUAUGAAGAAGCAGGCCACACUGAUCGGCUCCACAAAUGUCGUUGUUUGCACAACCCGGAGUCGCCAGCCAAAGAGUGGGCGGUCUUGUGGGAGGAUCCAUGAAGCAGCUAACCGUGAAGGGAUCGAUCGAUCGAUCGGCCAGACAAUGUUAUAUGAGGCGGCAUCGCUGCCUCCUGGGCGCAGUCACAUUGCAAACGGCCAAUGGAGAACCUGCGAGUGCCGCGAUCGCUGCUCCUGCUGCUGGGACUGGGACUGGGACUGGGACUGGUCCUGUGGCCAGGCUCGGUGGACUGCCGGCCCGGUGUUCAGGGAAUGGAGCUGCAGUCACACUACCUAAAGGCAGUCACUGCCUACCGUCGGCUGGAGAGGAUCCUGCCCAGACACGAGCUGAGAGCACUCACGGGAAUUGGAGUACUGAAUGGAGCGCGGCAGGCGGAGGAGCAGAUGGAACAGAACCUGGUGGAGGCCGUUCGGGAAUUGGUCCACCAAACGAACCUCACGGAGAGCAACAUAGUGCUGGCCAAGAUCGAUGCCAUCGAGCAGCAGCUGUCGCGGGACCAGAGAGCCUUGGACAUCCUCGCCCGAGUGAUGGAUGUGAUGGCGCGAGCCAAAGACGACCAUGAGUUCCGGUUGGAGUUAAAGGAGAUGGCCCAACAGCAGAAGGCUGAGGAGCAGCACCAGCAAGAGCUUUCCGCCGACAUCACGGAUCAGCCGCGAUUGGGCGAGAGACUGGGCCAGCUGAGGCUCAACAUACUCAGGCAGGUGCCGCAGAUGAAAACCGAGUUGGAGGCCAAGAUCGAGGGGGCUCUACAGCAUUUACUGGAAACGGCUUCGGAUGAUGGUGUCCUGGCCAAGGCCAAGCAGAAGGUGAUCCGUAAAAGACAGGUCAAAAAGGAGAAUGAUACCGAGUUGGAGGAGCAGCAGCAGCAGCAAAUGCCACAGGAAAUGAGGAUUAUCAAGUCCAUACUCUCGGAGGCUCAUGACUUGCGCUUCCAGGAUGACUUCCAGGAGAAUAUGCUGGAGCAGCGAUCUCCAAGGCAGCUCAAAAUAGAGGCAGUGGAUCCCCCAGAGCUGGAGGAUGAGGAGGUGACCAGCAAGAAGUCGCCAAAUGUUACAGCCAAAGGUAAAGCCAGAGUGAGUGCCAAGCCCGAGAAGCAGGAGACGGAUGUUGCUGGCUCAGGAUCUUCGGAGCUGGCCAAGGAUGACGCAGAUGACGAUGGCGAGAUGGAAGGUGCAGACGGGGCAGGAGCUGGAGCCGGUGGCGGUGGUCUGGUGGGGCUCAUUGGCAGCCUGAGCGGUGGUGAAGGUGGCUCGGAUGUGGGCGCUCUAAUAGGAGCCCUCACAGGCGUUGUUUCCACCUUGUUUGGGCCCGGUGGCCUGGACAUUCAGGGUCUAAUACAAAGCUCUACCUCGCUGAUCUCGGGACUUCUUGGUGGCAACAAGAACUUUGGCCUGGUUUUGGGCAGAUAUGUGGGCACAGCCUUGGACGGUCUAUCAGGAGGUGGUGGAGCGAUUGCCAAUGGCCAGUUUCUGGGCAACUUUCUGGGCACCGUGGUGGCUGCAGCCAGCGCAGAUCCCGAGGAGGAGGGACCCCCGCAACCGCUGACCUUUACCAAAAACCUCAUCACCAGCUUCCUGGAGGCCAAUUUCCGGCCCAACUCGGAGGAGGGUUCCGAGGAGCGCCAUGGCAGCGCAGAGCUACCCCGCCCUCGCAAGAAGAAGGAGGGCGGCGGCUGGGCAGCUGCGGCGGCCAGUCACUUUGAUUCUGGAGGAUUCGUCAAGCAGGUGGCCUCACACCUGGUGAGCAAUGCCCUUGGGCUGAUAUUAAACGCCGGCCUGGGUGCCUCCGGUGGAGCCUCGGGGGCUGUCAAGGGUAUCCUGGCCAGCAGCAGCAGUGGCCAUCAUGCCAAGCCGGCGGAUCAUCAUCGAUCCUGGUCGCCCCACACCGACGACUUUGAGCCAUUCUAAAAGCCAC